Molecule: messenger RNA, 612 nt
Organism: Coniosporium apollinis CBS 100218
Lineage: Eukaryota; Fungi; Ascomycota; Dothideomycetes
Exons: 3
Coding region: 1-612 (203 amino acids)
Biological process (GO): mitochondrial respiratory chain complex I assembly
Cellular component (GO): membrane
Source: RefSeq, a predicted model, not a curated record
AUGCCAUCCGGUCCCGGAACGAUUAAGCAAUGGUGGUACAGGUGGAAGAGUCUGCGGUUGCCGUGGAGGAAGACAUGGCUUUGCGGUUCCGACUUGGCAGGAAAUACAUUCUGGGAGUUCAAGGAUGCGAUGAACGCGAACCGGGUCCGCCGCAUAGUCAGAUACAACCCUCGAGCCCACUAUGCAGACGUUAAGAUGGCGCCUCAAUGGAUACAGUGGCUCCGUCACACGCGCUACGAUCCCCCAUCCAUCUCCGAACAGCAGCUUGAUGAGAUCCGCCAACAUCAGAUGAAGGAGCUCGCGGCAGCCGCAGACCAGCGCUGGGCAUCGAAACCUUCUGCGCUUGACCCUCCAUCCAAGCAACAGCCACUACUACCUCUCCGACCCAGAGAUCCCGCUGGCGAUGCGCCGCAGACCGAGCCUGAACACAGGGAGGGCGUGAGGAAUAUGGCGGCGAGCCAUGAUGAAGUGGUGAAAAGUGUAGAGGGGGAGGACGUAGACAAGGGUAGAUUCAAAGGAGAGACGCGUGAGCCUCCGUGGAAGGGGGAGAAGGCGGCGCCGCAGGAAGAGUAUAAGUCUUGGACGCCCAGUGCGGCAAAGAGACGGUCGUAG